AUGGAGACGGCGGCCGCGGCGAUGCUGGAGGCCGGGGUGGGGCGGUUCUCGCGGGCGCCGGCGAUGGCCGCGUCGCUGCUGGCGGAGAUGUGGGCGCCGCUGGCCGUGGCGCUGGCGGCGCUGGCCACGCUGCCCAGCCUGCUGCGCCGCCUGCAGGUCAUCGUGCUGCGCCUCCGCUCCCGCGGGAAGGAGGUCAUCCAGUCGCACAUCGGGACCUACUACUCGUCCUGCGACGAAGACGACGACGACGAGGAUGGCGACCAAGACGAGAGCUCCGACGACGAGGCGGACGCCAGCUCCUCCGGCGACGAGGAGGAGGACCUGAAGCGGAUCGGGUUCUACGAGGGCGCCGCGGACGGCGUCUUCCCCUGGGGCGGCGCCGUGGUCCGGACCUGGCAGGGCCUUCCGCGCCGCAUCUCCGGCUGCGCCUCGGGUAUCGGAGGUGUCGGCGGGGCCACCGCAAGCGGAGGAGGAGCGUUCCCCGCCGCUGUCAGGCUGUGGGGCGCCAGCACGGCCAGCGGCGGCGAGCCGUGGUGGGCCGCCGCCUGCAGCGCCGAUGAAGGCGGCUGCCGCCGCGACGGGGCGGCCGCGGAGGCGGAGGCGGACCAGGUCGUCGUCGGGUGGCGGCGCGAGCACGCGUCGCAGCAGCAGCGGCAGCGGCAGCGGCGCCGGCGGCGUGCCGUUCCCCUCGCUCACACGGGCUAG
Molecule: messenger RNA, 705 nt
Organism: Miscanthus lutarioriparius
Lineage: Eukaryota; Viridiplantae; Streptophyta; Magnoliopsida; Poales; Poaceae
Source: the annotation of a GenBank genome assembly